Messenger RNA from Aedes aegypti (yellow fever mosquito), 2598 nucleotides. RefSeq names its product xenotropic and polytropic retrovirus receptor 1 (gene PXo). Gene Ontology annotation, biological process: phosphate ion transport; cellular response to phosphate starvation. The record is from RefSeq and is a predicted model, not a curated record. Bases 110 to 2158 code for a protein of 682 amino acids. Gene Ontology annotation, cellular component: cytoplasm; Golgi apparatus; plasma membrane. The transcript has 6 exons. Gene Ontology annotation, molecular function: inositol hexakisphosphate binding. NCBI's taxonomy places the organism in Eukaryota, Metazoa, Arthropoda, Insecta, Diptera, Culicidae.
CGGUUCUUUUCAGAAACGCCAUCGCGCGAGUGUUGUUCGGUUUAGCUGCUGUCAAAAUGUGUUGAUUUUAGCAAAAUUUACAGUGUCGGACCGACCAUAGGCGCCCAAAAUGAAGUUUGCCGAGCACCUGGCGGCGCAUAUUACGCCAGAAUGGCGGAAGCAGUACAUCAUGUACGAGGAAAUGAAAGCUCAGCUGUACGCAGCGGUUGAGCAGUCACCAUCUGCCGAGUUAGUUGAUCCGGAGGUACUUACGCGAUACUUCGCCAAGUUUGAUGAACAGUUUUUCCAUUUUUGCGACAGCGAGCUUGCGAAGAUCAACACUUUCUAUUCAGAAAAACUUGCAGAAGCCACUAGAAAAUUUGCCAACCUUCGGACGGAGCUCAGCGAAACGCUCGAGCUCGAAGAGUCAACCAAGAAGAAGAAAGAUAAUCUUAACAGGGUGAAGAAAAACCUGCUACGAAAGAAAAAUGUCUCCGUUCGUAAAAUCCAGGAACUGAAACUUGCCUUCAGCGAGUUCUAUUUGAGUCUGAUUCUGCUGCAGAACUAUCAAAAUCUCAACUUCACCGGAUUCCGCAAGAUAUUGAAGAAACACGACAAACUGCUGAACGUAGAUUUUGGAGCACGAUGGCGAGCCGAGCACGUGGAAUCAGCGCAUUUCUACGUGAACAAAGACAUCGACCGAUUGAUCCACGAAACGGAGAACAUUGUGACUAACGAAAUCGAAGGUGGCGAUCGGCAACGGGCAAUGAAGCGUCUUCGAGUGCCACCUUUAGGAGAGCAGCAAAGCCCAUGGACCACUUUUAAAGUGGGUUUAUUUUCCGGAUCUCUCUUAGUGCUUUGUGUGGCAGUUUUGCUAUCGGCCAUGUUUUACGACCGUAAGGAUGACUGGAUUGUUGCAUUUCGACUGUACCGUGGACCACUUCUGAUAGUGGAGUUUCUGUUUCUGUGGGGUAUAAAUGUCUACGGAUGGCGAUCAUCUGGCGUGAAUCAUGUACUGAUAUUCGAGUUAGAUCCACGCAACCAUCUAUCUGAGCAACACCUUAUGGAGUUGGCAUCGAUAUUCGGAGUUAUAUGGACACUGAGUGUCCUCAGUUAUCUUUACGCAGAAUCUCUCAGUAUACCGGCUUAUCUAAGCCCUCUAGCGUUAUAUCUAUUGAUGGCAGCAUUUCUAUUUAAUCCAACGAAAACUUUUCGCCAUGAGGCUCGUUUUUGGACAAUCAGAAUCAUUAGUCGCAUAGUUAUGGCGCCAUUUUUCUAUGUCAAUUUUGCCGAUUUCUGGCUGGCAGAUCAGCUAAACAGUAUUGUUCCCGCAUUUCUGGAUCUGCAGUACUUCAUCUGCUUCUACUCAACCAUCACCAACUGGAACCAUGUGGAAAAUCCGAAUCAAUGCAUUGAUAACUCACUGUGGAUACGACCCAUAGUGGCAAUGCUUCCGGCAUGGUUUCGUAUGGCACAGUGCUUGCGGCGUUUUCGCGAUACCAGAGAUGCACAUCCUCAUUUGGCCAACGCCGUAAAGUAUUCAACGUCGUUCUUCGUGGUGGCGUUCUCUUCGUUGACACAAGCCACUCGGGAUCAGUACGAGAAAAGCGUAGAUAACCCGUGGUUCUAUAUGUGGAUCAUUGCUUCGAUUGUGUCGUCGUGUUAUGCGUACACCUGGGAUAUCAAGAUGGAUUGGGGAUUGUUCGACGCGAAAGCUAACGACAAUACAUUUUUGCGAGAUGAGGUGGUGUACAGUUCAAAUUGGUUCUACUACUUCGCAAUCGUGGAGGAUUUGAUUCUGCGGUUCGGCUGGACACUGUCCAUGAGCCUCAUCGAGAUGGGCUACAUCGAUCGGGAAAUAAUCGUGUCCAUUCUCAGCCCACUGGAAGUUUUCCGGCGGUUUAUCUGGAAUUAUUUCCGGCUGGAGAACGAGCAUUUAAACAACUGCGGUAAUUUCCGUGCCGUGCGUGACAUUUCCGUUGCUCCGAUGGAUUGUUCGGAUCAGACGACGAUUCUACGCAUGAUGGACGAGGAAGAUGGUGUACGCAAUCGGCGUACGGUGAAAAAAUUGAACACUAAAAAGAAAUCCGAGCAACGGUUGCUUCUCCGCGAGGCCGAAUCGACUGAGGAUUUGGAAAUGAAUUCCAAUCAAAACAGGAAAGUCCAGUGGGAAAUAUAGGCCACGGAUAGUUGCACAAUUGGGACCAACCUGCCAUAAAUCCUACCAACCGAAACCGAACCCGAACCAUACCAAAAACACGAUCCCCAUGACCUAGAUUUCCCUCUGAGAGAGAAGCACGUUUGCAACCCACAACCCAGCCCUCGAGCUAUUUGCACGACACCACCCUUCGCCGAUACUUGUGUCGUUUGAGUCUGUUUCCUUCAAUUAAUUGGGCAAUUCGAAAGCGUAUGAUGUAUCUCAAAAUUGAUGGCAUAUCGAACCAGAGUGUGAACCGAAGCAACGCUAUAGUCCCUAUAGAUGGAAUUAUUUAUUUACAGCAAAAAUAAGCGAUAUUUAUUGAGAGAAUUCCAGACGGUUAUUACUUAAUAUUACAUUGAAUGAGCGUAAAAAUGUAAAAAACAGUAGAGAUAAUAAAGAAUAAUUUAUUUAUUUUUAAA